Scutellospora calospora is the source of this 1113-nucleotide messenger RNA. The record is from the annotation of a GenBank genome assembly. Lineage: Eukaryota; Fungi; Glomeromycota; Glomeromycetes; Diversisporales; Gigasporaceae.
AUGAUACCUUCAUUAGAUUUUGAUGUUUUAAGCAUCAUAAUCUCACAAAUUCAAUUAGAAGAUCCAUAUGAUUAUAAAUCAUUAUAUAAUUGCAUUUUAGUUAAUAAAAAAUGGUGCGAAGCAGGGAUACCUAUUAUUUGGCAAAAUCCAUUUACAUUUAAUGAAAUUUGUUUAAAAUAUCCAAUAAGUUCAGGAAAAAUUAUAGAAAUAUUAUUAUCAUGCUUUAAUAAAGCACAAAUUACUGAAUUAUAUAAUAAUAUACAAACCGAAUUUCCAAUUUUUUUUGAAUCAGAAACUUCAUCAAAUUUAUUUAAAUUUUUACAAAAUUUUAAUAAACCAACUUUCAAUUAUCCUUUAUAUAUAAAAUCUUUAUCAUAUAGAGGAUUAUUUAUAUCUUCUAUAAUGUGGUUUAAAUUAUCACCUUAUAAUAUUCAUUUUGAAGAUCAACCUUCGAAUCAAAUUUUUCUAAAAUUAAUAAUAAGAUCAUUAUUAAAAUUAUUCAUUUCAAAUCAAUUAAAAUUUAAAAGAGUUGUAAUUGAAGGGAUGAAUGAUAAUCAAUUUAAAUUUAAAAGAGGUAUAAUUGAGGGAAUGAACGAUGAAGCUUAUUGGUGGGAGUAUUAUGUUUGUUCUAAAAUGUUAUUUGAACAAGAAUUUAAAUCAUUAUUUAAAAAUAUACGGAAAUUGGAUAUUGAAGGAAUUGAUGAAGAUCAAGUUGAAGAUAUGGUUAAUGGAUGGAAAGAUUUUUCAACAUUAAAAACCUUAAAAGUCCAGAUAAACAAACAUUUUUCGACAAUACUUUCCAAUACACCUUUUCUUAGAAAAAUUUAUAUAAAUAGAGGAGACAUUAAUUUCCUUCUCCCCUUGUUAGCAUCACCAAUUCCCUCAAGAACGUUAACAUCUAUAACAUUACAUAAUGUUAAAUUCGAUAAAUCUGAUCGAUGGGAACUUUUAUCUUCUUUACACAACCUUGAAAAAUUAAAGUUAAUUGUCUGUUGGAUCCAUCCAGAUGUAGAUUUUGAUGCUAGACAAGAUAUGAUUUUAAAGGUUACAAAUGAAUUAGGCUUGGAAAUCGAAACGUAUACGUUGUGGGCUAUGGGAUACGACGGUCAAAAC